CUCAGAUUGCAGUUCAAUGUUGCAAUCUACCUACUAUCUCUCCGAAGUCUCAGCUUCCGAGGUCGCCCCAACGAACUCAUCAACAUAGCGCGCAUUUUAUCAGGUAGUAUCAAUCAUUUAGGAUACUUCUGGCUGCCACCUAAGCGCCCUCAAGGUCUGCUGGUAGACCUCUCAUCGUGGGCAUGAGAAAGUCAUCACCCUCCCUUUUGUUGGCCUAUAAUUCUGGUCCAACCCGACGAAUCCUUUCCUCUAUUCGCUUGCCACCAUGGCAUCAACGCUUCCAACAUACCACGAACGAUAGUCACUCUACUACCGAACCAACUGGCGAAAUUGUAACACCUCCUCCAAAUUCCGGCCCCAGACUGCCGUUCCGUUUCGAGACCGGCUUCGCGCUAUUCGCUAAACGAACUCCGAGACCGUUUCCUCCACCUUUCCUAUCCCCUCCUUCCGGAUCUUUUUCCGACCCUCUCAGCACUCAUCACCAGAGUCGCGACAAACGAGCCUUUGUCCACGGUGAAAUUAUCCGUGGGUGGACUAAUGGAGACGAUGCUGUCUAUGCUAGCGAUAACUUCAUAUGCGCCAAUGACGGCGUUGGCGCUUGGUCAGCACGACCAAGGGGCCAUGCAGGCUUAUGGUCGAGGUUGAUCCUACAUUUUUGGGUGGCGGCGAUGCAAGAGGAUAUCGCAGAACCACGGUCGUCGGACCACCCGUACCGUCCAGACCCCAAACAGUACUUACAACAAGCGUACGAGCGUACCAUCGAGGCUACCUCUGGGCCCAGUGACUGUCUAGGGACUACGACUGCAGCAGGCGCGCAACUCUACUACAAAGUCGAUACGUCCAACUCAACGUCGUCAGUGUCACCGCUUUUGUAUGUUACCAACUUGGGCGAUUCUCAAGUCAUGGUUGUACGUCCGAAAAGUCGAGAAAUGGUAUACAAAUCAAAAGAACAGUGGCACUGGUUCGAUUGCCCGAGACAAUUAGGGACGAACAGUCCAGAUACUCCAACCGAGAACGCAGUCAUUGACACAGUAGAUCUCCGUGAAGGCGAUAUUGUCCUGGCCAUGUCCGACGGGGUUAUUGACAAUCUCUGGAGCCACGAGAUAGUUGAGAACGUGUCCCAAAGUGUCGAGCGUUGGGAAGCGGGAGAAGGGGGCCAAGCCAAUGGCCCCCGCAAAGACGGCGCAAAUGGCGGUAUGAUAUUUGUCGCCGAGGAGCUUGUCAAGGCUGCGAAGCAGAUUGCGUUGGACCCCUUCGCAGAGAGCCCCUUUAUGGAGCAUGCGAUCGAAGAAGGAUUGGCCAGUGAAGGCGGGAAACUUGACGACAUUAGUGUCGUAGCUGCGUUGUGUCAACGGAACACAGCAUGACACCUUCACCUAUCGACAAGACAUAUCGUGUCCCAAUGGCGAACUGGGCACACAUCCCUGGGAAUUCUAUCAGCUGGGUGGUAAUGUUAAAUAAAGCGGUAUCAUAAUAGAACGACGUUGCACCCUUAGGUAUCUUUCAAAGGAUUAGAUAUACAUCUAUAGACGAAGUCUUAAUAACUACAUAUAUUAGGUAUACACGGGUUACGAUACAUAUUACGAUGGCACGACGUUGGAGGGAUAUGUACCUAUCUACUAUGUACGUACCACUAAGUAGGUACUAUACGUAGGUAGGUAAUUAUUUAGAUAACUUAGAAGUUGGAAAUACAUAUUGAACAUAUCUACACGAAUGUCUCCUCUAUGAGCAUUCUAACGAAAGCUCGGGAUCGCGACAAC
Messenger RNA from Hypoxylon fragiforme, 1760 nucleotides. RefSeq names its product phosphatase 2C-like domain-containing protein. The record is from RefSeq and is a predicted model, not a curated record. The coding region runs from base 183 to 1367 and encodes 394 amino acids. NCBI's taxonomy places the organism in Eukaryota, Fungi, Ascomycota, Sordariomycetes, Xylariales, Hypoxylaceae. The transcript is spliced from 3 exons.